AUGGACGAGGAUGUAUUAGACGUUAACGAGCGUCCCGAGACGAUUCUAUCGCACCAGCCGAAGCGACAGAAGACGAUCCACGGUGGUCUUCCGAAUCCACGGCAUGACUGGUACACAGUCGGCUGGAUCUGUGCACUGCAUAUAGAAAUGGCAGCAGCUCGGGCUAUGCUGGACGAGACCCACGAACCCCUGUCAAAGCAUACAGACGACAGCAAUACCUACGUCCUCGGGCACAUCAAGGAGCACAAUGUGGUCGUUGCGUGUUUACCGGACGGGCAGUAUGGCACAAACAAUGCAGCGAUAGUCGCGACCAACAUGUUGCGAACGUUCCCAAGGAUUCGCAUCUGCAUGAUGGUAGGGAUCGGUGGCGGUGUACCAAGUAGAGCUGAUCUGCGUUUGGGUGAUGUCGUUGUUGGAACAAGAGUGAUGCAGUGUGAUCUUGGCAAAGUUAUCGACGACGGACACCUAUUGCGAACAGCAGUACCCAGGAUUCCUCACCAGUCGCUUGGGACGGUUGUGUCUGCCCUACGCUCGAAGCACGAAUUGAGUCCCAGUCGAGUCCCAACAAUCCUGCAACAGAAGCUAGGUCGCCAACCCGCAUAUAGUCGCCCAACAAUGCCAGACCGUCUUUUCCACGCGACAUAUGACCACGAACCUGCUUCGGGGAACCAGGUCAUGAGAAGUGGCACGACUCGAGAUAACGUAGCUCGACAAUUGGACAUCAUAUGCUUCGAAAUGGAGACUGCUGGACUGGUUGAUAUUCUUCCCUGCCUUCCGAUCCGGGGUGUCUGUGAUUACUCAGACUCUCAUAAGAGUAAAGAAUGGCAGAGGUACGCCGCAGCAACUGCGGCGGCAUACGCCCGGGAACUUCUCGAGGAGAUACCUGUGACUCACACGCAUACAAAUAAGAGGUGCAAGGAUGAUUUGAUCGAUGGCCCGUGCGAUGAACGCCGGCAACAUUUGUUAAAUUCCCUUAGGUUCGAGCGGAUUGAUUCCCGCAGAGUGAACAUCAAGGCCGCCCAUUCUAAGACGUGCCACUGGUUUAUUAGCCAUCCUACAUACAAGGAUUGGCUCGAUCGAGCUGCAUUGACACAGCACCGUGGUUUCCUGUGGAUUAGGGGUAAGCCAGGUGCCGGCAAGUCAACAAUUAUGAAAUUUGCACACGAGCGCAUGAGGAGAAGGGCGCAAUCUAAGAACAGUGUCACAGCUUCCUUUUUCUUCAAUGCGAGGGGUGAGGAUCUAGAAAAGACCGUCCUCGGAAUGUAUCGGUCCUUGCUACUUCAGCUCCUUGAAGGUUAUCCAGACCUCCAGGCAAUCUUCGACGAUCCCGAGCUUGUUCCUGGAAGACUUAGUGGUUGUCCUCCCUUGAACAGCCUGAAAGACCUUUUUUAUAACUCGGUCUCCCAACUUGGUUUACGCGAAUUUACUUGCUUCGUCGAUGGUCUUGACGAAUGCGACGAACAACAAGUUAUUGAUAUGGUCCAGUUCUUUGAAGACCUCACGGAACAAUGUUCAGCUAAGGGGAUCCCGUUUCGAAUAUGUUUCUCUAGUCGACACUAUCCAUAUAUUGACAUUCGACAAGGGAUCCGUCUGACACUGGAGGAUCAGCCAGGCCAUGCUAAAGACUUAGAGACCUACGCUGCUAGCCGUCUACGAAUUAGCGACCCAUUACUUGCCGAAGAGCUGCGAUCUACGCUUCUUGAAAAAGCGGCGGGCGUCUUCAUGUGGCUAGUUUUGGUUAUCGAUAUACUUAACAAGGAGGAUCGACAUGGAGCGAUGUUCCUCAGAAAGAGACUUGCUAAGAUACCGAGUGACCUUAGUGAAUUGUUCAAGGACAUUUUGAGACGCGACAGUGAGGACAUAGAGGCUCUCCUUCUUUGCAUUCUUUGGAUUCUGUACGCAAAACGCCCGUUACGACCAAAGGAGUUUUAUCAUGCGAUGUGGAGUGGCUUGUCACUCGUGGGUCUCACUGAUUGCCAAGUUCCAGAUAUCACCAUAUCCGAUUCAAGCGUGGGUUUGAACCAGUUCGAUAGGUAUGUCGUUCAUUCUUCAAAGGGGCUAGCAGAAGUUACAAAGUCCAAACAGCCAACUGUGCAGUUCGUGCAUGAGUCUGUCCGAGACUUCCUUAUUAAAGACAAGGGCUUGUGUGAAUUAUGGCCUGAGAUCGGGCUGGAUUACGAGGGCCUAGGUCAUGAAAGGCUCACACAAUGUUGCUGCCUCUACAUGAACCAUCCAUCGGUAGACGCAUCGCUCAGAAAUCUGGCCUCAGUUCCAAGCUCGGACUGGACAACGCGGACCUUGAACAAGCUUCCUUUUCUAAAAUACGCGGGUCAAUACAUCCUCGACCAUGCCAACAUUGCCGCCAAGUUACUUCCCCAAGGAGACUUCUUGUCUGCUUUUCAACUUUCCAAUUGGAUCAAAAUCCGCAACGCCUUUGAAAAAUUCAAGGUUCGCAGAUAUACCCAGGAUGCAAGCCUGAUCUAUGUUCUCGCGGACAACGGCUACUCGGAGCUCGUCCGCAUCAGGCUCAAAGAGGACCCGCAAGAUUGUGCUCCUGGGGAGAGAUACAGGUACCCGUUAUUCGCUGCGUUAGCGAGCGGUUAUAAGGACACUGUCGCUGCUCUUUUAAUGUUGCCAUCGCAUAUAUACGACGGUAUGGAUCUUACAGAGGGCCUGAACAAUAGAAAAGAUUUCAAAGCGUACGAGAAUCGGACACCGCUGUCUUGGGCUGCUCAAGACGGGCGCGACACUAUUACCAAGCUCAUCAUUCAGACCGGAACGGACAUUGAUCAUAGAGAUGGAGGAGGACGAUCACCGCUUUCGCGUGCUUCUGAGAAUGGCCAUCAAACGGCUGUAAGGCUUCUCGUUGACAAAGGAGCUGAGGUCAAUACUUGUGACCGAGAUGGAUGGACACCACUUUCACGGGCGUCAAUGAAUGGUCAUAAGGAAGUAGUGAGGCUUCUUAUUGAUGGAGGAGCGGAGCUCAACGCCGGUAUCAGAUUUGGUUGGACGCCGCUUUCAUGGGCCUCACAGUACGGCCAUGAGGCAGUGGCAAGGCUUCUUAUGGAUAAAGGAGCUGAUGUCAAUUUCAGAGACAAACACGGAUGGACACCUCUUGCCUGGGCUCUGGAGGAUGGUCACGAAGCCGUGGUGAGGCUUCUUAUCGAGAAAGGGGCGGAGGUCAACAGUGCUGACCAAUACGGCCGGACACCGCUUUCAUGGGCCUCACAGUACGGCCAUGUUGAAGUCGUGAGGUUUCUUAUCGAUAAAGGAGCUGAUGUCAAUUUCAGAGACAAAUACGGAUGGACACCUCUUGCCUGGGCUCUGGAGGAUGGUCACGAAGCCGUGGUGAGGCUUCUUAUUGAGAAAGGGGCGGAGGUCAACAGUGCUGACCAAUACGGCCGGACACCGCUUUCAUGGGCCUCGCAAUAUGGCCAUGAGGCAGUGGCAAGGCUUCUUAUCGAAAGUGGAGCAGACGCCUGUGAUAGUGAUCAAAUGGGCGGAAUCCGUAUUUGA
Molecule: messenger RNA, 3516 nt
Organism: Aspergillus terreus NIH2624
Lineage: Eukaryota; Fungi; Ascomycota; Eurotiomycetes; Eurotiales; Aspergillaceae
Product: Pfs, NACHT and Ankyrin domain protein
Exons: 3
Coding region: 1-3516 (1171 amino acids)
Biological process (GO): nucleoside metabolic process; protein localization to ciliary inversin compartment
Cellular component (GO): ciliary inversin compartment
Molecular function (GO): catalytic activity; protein binding
Source: RefSeq, a predicted model, not a curated record